This is a messenger RNA of Eruca vesicaria subsp. sativa (arugula), 1023 nucleotides long. The record is from the annotation of a GenBank genome assembly. Lineage: Eukaryota; Viridiplantae; Streptophyta; Magnoliopsida; Brassicales; Brassicaceae.
GGGGACAGAGAAGAAGAGUAUAUUUACUUUUUUGUGAUAUUUUUUCUAGAUUUUGAGCCGUCUUAUCUUUAUUUCUCCACCUCAGAUAUUACCAUGUCUACGGUUCCGGUGAAGCCACUAUCACCUGUUGGCUUACAUCUUCUUCGCCGGAACCUUACCUUGAAGUCUCAGACAAUGCUCACCUCCGUUCCCAACAAGCAUUUUCUUGGGUUGUCUACUUAUAACAGAUGCUUUGAAUUUAAAUCAUUGAGGCAAAUGAGUAAUCCAGCGUUUUUAAGCCACCGUCGGCGAGUUAGCACGGUGGUGGCUUCGGCCGGAAACAUGACUGCACCGUCGUCAUGGGAGUCUUGGAUGCCAGAUAGGAAGGCGGCGGCUACGACUCUAUUGCUGAGUGAUGUCAUUUGGCCUGCAGCUGGAGCGUUUGCGGCGAUGGCAAUAAUGGGAAGAAUAGAUCAAAUUUUAUCCCCAAAGGGAAUUUCAAUGUCCGUUGCACCACUUGGUGCCGUCUGCGCCAUUCUUUUCACCACUCCAUCUGCUCCUGCUGCUCGGAAAUACAAUAUGUUUUUAGCUCAAAUAGGUUGUGCUGCGAUUGGAGUGGUAGCGUUCUCCGUCUUCGGGCCAGGUUGGCUCGCCCGGAGCGUUGCCCUCGCUGCUUCUCUCGCUUUUAUGGUCAUUUUUCGUGCCAAUCACCCUCCUGCGGCGAGCCUACCACUAAUGUUCAUAGAUGGAGCAAAGUUCCAUCACUUGAAUUUCUGGUACACAUUGUUCCCAGGUGCAGCCGCAUGUGUCAUUCUAUGCCUUCUUCAAUCGAUCGUAUGUUACUUGAAGGAAAACAUAAAAUUUUGAUGAAUCAUCAAGCGACACACAUGAUCGAUGAUAUAUAUAUAUAAUAAUGUACAAAUAUGCACACAUUGAUGGAACCAUUGUGAAUGUAUUUGAUUCAUCUAUAAAUAUACCCUUGUACGUAUAAAUAUGUUCAUUCUGAAUAUUUACUUCACUUUCUUUUUUUGGUUAUCAUCUGAU